CGUACAGUUCACGUUUCAGCGUCUCUUACGUUCCUUUUACGCGUGUACACCUAGGCCACUAGUGGACACGUGACCGCGCACGCCACGUGCUUCGGCCGAAAGGACACGUGUGGUAAUUUACGCCUAACCACCCGUCACUAUGGAGUUCAUCGGUAAUUUUCUACUUUGUAAAUUCGAUAUUCUCAGUUAUAAACCGGGCUCCUCUACUUCGUUCGUUGGUUUUUGGCUUCUAUUGUUAUUGUCGGUCGGGUUUGGUGAGUUAACGGGAGCGGUUGAUAAACCAGAAACGGUGUUGCUGGAUUUUCUCUCAAAACCCUUCGCACCCUCCGAUGGUGCAUCAGAAGAGUGUCUCCGGGACAGCGCCGUUUACUUGAAGGAGCUCAGUCAGUACAUGCCAUGGGCUCUUCAGAUGUACGACGCCUCCGUGAAAAUUCCACUGGGUGUAAUCACGGGCAAUUACCAGCAGUUAGGCAAUUACGACGAGUGUCUACAAGUGAAAAGCAAAUACGGAUUCACCGGGAAGGCGUGCAGUGCCACGGUGAAUUUCGAAAUCGCCAAGGACAACGGUAAACCACGCCAGCCUGAUAUGGGUGAUCUGCUUCUGAAUAUAGCCAUCGCUUCGGGAUAUACGAAAUGGAAAUCAGGGCGUUCAGUGAACUACAGGUGGAUGUGGUGCGUUCCAUCGAGUUGCAACCACACAGAAAUCCAGGAGGCGCUCGAGCUUGGCCUCGACCCUCUGAAGGUGGAGGAACGCGUGGAUAUGGUGAUAAAGGUAUCGUGUCGCACCGCAGAAAUGGAUCGGCCGAUCUUCGACGUAACUGACUGGGUUUACAUAUCGAUCCUGACGAUAUUCGUGGUAAUCAUAAUUGCCAGCACGAGUUACGACAUCGCUAAACAAGGCCAUCUGAGUACAUUGAACCAAAAAGAUAAAAGACAUGUUCUUCUAACUUCGUUCUCCAUCUACACAAAUGGAAAAAAUUUGUUGAAAACAGACAGACACCGUGAUUCGAUCAAAUGCCUUGAUGGACUGCGCUAUAUCAGUAUUUGUUGGAUCAUUUAUGGUCACACUCAUUAUAUAGAGGUGGUUGGUGUUAAAAUGAACUUGAGCGAAAUUCCACAGAUGCAUACAAAUUGGGCCAACAUGUUAGUACUCAAUGCAAAUAUCAUCACCGACACGUUUUUCCUUAUAAGUGGAGUUCUAAUGGCAUACACGGCCCUAAGAAAAAACGAGAAAAAUUCACAAGGCUAUUUCGACGUAAUUGGUCUCUAUCUCCACCGUUAUUUAAGAUUAACUCCAGCAUACGCUAUGAUGAUCGGAUUUUAUGCUACCUUGUUUUACAAAGUUGGCUCAGGCCCUUAUUGGGAUCAAUGGGUCGGAGCUAAUAGAGAUUAUUGUCAAGAAAACUGGUGGAUCAACCUGCUCUACUUGAAUAAUUAUAUCAAUCUAUCUAGAAUUUGCAUGUCUCAGUCUUGGUAUCUGGCGACCGAUAUGCAACUCGUCUGGCUGUCACCGAUCUUCUUGUAUCCUAUGCUCAAGUUCACGCGAAAAAUCUUCUUCUGGCUCGUUUUCGUGUUAGGCCUAAUUAUCUCCAUUUUAAUACCAUUCCUAAUAACAUUCAGUCUCAAGCUUAGUGGAACUAUGCUCUAUUACAAGGAUAACACGGACGUGGCCAAUGUUUUCAUACAAAUUUAUACAAAAGUUUACAGCAGAUACGGAUCUUAUAUUAUUGGUUUGGCUCUUGGUUACUUGUUGUAUCAAAAUCGAUCAAGGGUUGUAAAGAUUCGUUAUAUAUACGUGAUUUUCGGUUGGCUGGUAGCGGCAGUUUGCGGUUCAUUCAUAUUCAUAUGUCCUCGGUGGAUGUAUUUCGAUGACUACUCUUAUAACGAAUUAGAAGCGAGUUUUUAUGCAGGUUUCCACAGACAAAUUUUUGCUCUUUCUAUUUCUUGGCUCAUCUUUUGCUGCGUUCAUGGCUAUGGUGGUUUUGUGGGUCAAUUUCUGUCGUGGAAGGGUUGGGUUCCCUUCAGUAAGUUAACUUACAGCGCUUACCUGUGCCAUUAUGUAUUUCUCUUAGUAGAAGCUGGAUCAGUUCGAACUCCGGGCAUAAUUUCAACUAUGGCAAUUCUUCGCAGUUUCUUCAGCAACCUCUGCCUCACGGUGCUACUUUCUGCGCUUUGGACACUAUGCUUCGAGAUGCCUUUUAUGACGUUAGAUCAUACCUUUCUUUCUCACCAUCAAAGUCAAUCAAAAUCCUUGAACCUAAACCAAGGAAGAAUAUUCGGUUCUAUCGAUUCUAAUAAAGAGAUCUAUCGUUCCACGGAAGAGUCUUCUGCUACAAUUACGCAGGAUUGUGAAGGCACCUUUAACCAAAAGUCCAAUAAAAAUAGCAUGUAUGAUCAGGAUUUAAAAUCUGACGACAAAGAUGACAAGUGUCCAUUCAUCUUUGUAAUUAAAGCUGAAGACAACGAUUCAUGGGCACAGUUGAGAAAUGUUCAUCAAAAUAAUGGUUUUGACGAGGACUCGGAUCAACCGUCGAAAUCUAGAACAACGGAAAGAAUGGAUUGUUGUUACGAAUCGAUCGUAAACGAGGAGUUCAUAAGGAAAGAAGGAUCCAGGGAAUCGGAUCAGGCCACCAGUAGUUGAUCGACAAUUUACCAGUGUAAUAUCGAAUCAGCUUGCUGGUCAAGCGUUUAUAAGCGAAUAGAGGCGAGAUUGGGAAACGUCUUUAAGGAAUUAUAUAAUUGAUGUAGUGAUAUCUAUUGGUUGAUUCAGGCACUCUUGUAGAUAGUCAGUGAUAGCCAUAUCGUAGUUUUUCUUUAAAUAUUUAUCUGUUGCGAAGUAUUUUGUGUAUUUCUUAGUCGUUAUUAAGGAAUAUCGUCAGGUAUGUGGUGUGAUUUAAGAAAUAAAGAUUCUUUGUACGAUGAUAAAUUAAGAGUACGUAUGGUUUAAUGAUAAGUUUAGUGGUUUCUGUUAAGUGAAUUUUUUAGAACUAUAUAGUGCAUUAUUUUAACACCACACUUUAAUAUUACAUUAUAAUAUUAUUAAUAUAUUAUUACUAAUAUUAUAAUAUAUAUAUAUAGACGCACCAAAUUUCCAAAAUCCACAAAUAAGUGGAUUCAUUAUAAAAAAUAAUUUGUUAUCGUACGGAGGAUCAUCAUUUUUAUAAUUAUGUAUUAUUUGACUCCAUUGUGUACUUAUAGAUUCACUUCUCACAAUCCGAUGUUGAUCCAUCGGCGUGAAAAUAAUAAUUUAAUAUGAACGGAUAAAGGUUAGUUAAAAAAUAAAGGUACAAAUUAGCUGUGAGAAAUCAUCGACUAUCAUUAAGUGUAGUUAGGAGAUGUUUUCUCGAUGGCCAGUUUAUAAAAAGAAAUAGAACUUUUACAAAAAUAAAAAGUCAGUAAGGUUAUUUUUCAUUAUGCUUUAUAGUUCAAAUCGAAAGUGUACGUAUUACAUUCAAAAUUCGGAAAUCUAUCAAAAUCAGUGAAUACCGUAAUUAUGUAUUCCAAUUUCGCUAAUGUUAUCUAACUCAAUAUUUUGUUAAGUAUACUAAUAAUACUGCUUAAUAAUGAACAAUGGUCUUUUAUAUGGUUGUUGUUAAUUCAGGAUGUUAAGAUCAAUUUUAACAAAUUCAGUUAAUCUAUUAUCCAAUAUUUAUAAAACAAAUACUACUUAAGUCAGAUAUUAUACAUACUAUUAACUUUUAACUUUUAGUCAGUAAAAUUAGACAAUACAGUACAAAGUACAGUAUUACAACUAAUAUUAAAUAUACUAAUUAUAGAUUAUAUUAUGACCAAGAAUUAAGAAAAGAAAUAAACUUGUUAGAUCGCUUUCGUUUUGUCGAAA
Messenger RNA from Bombus pyrosoma, 3841 nucleotides. Its product is annotated as O-acyltransferase like protein-like. The transcript has 11 exons. Gene Ontology annotation, molecular function: acyltransferase activity, transferring groups other than amino-acyl groups. The coding region runs from base 140 to 2641 and encodes 833 amino acids. NCBI's taxonomy places the organism in Eukaryota, Metazoa, Arthropoda, Insecta, Hymenoptera, Apidae. The record is from RefSeq and is a predicted model, not a curated record.